Pygocentrus nattereri (red-bellied piranha) is the source of this 1701-nucleotide messenger RNA. RefSeq names its product L-rhamnose-binding lectin CSL2-like. The transcript is spliced from 9 exons. The record is from RefSeq and is a predicted model, not a curated record. Gene Ontology annotation, molecular function: carbohydrate binding. Bases 692 to 1348 code for a protein of 218 amino acids. Lineage: Eukaryota; Metazoa; Chordata; Actinopteri; Characiformes; Serrasalmidae.
UACACUUAAGAUCUGCUUCUUACAUGUAAUGUUAACAUUGUAAUGUUGGGACAAUCGGCAGUGGAUUGUAGUUGUUCCCAAGUACUUAACCCACUUCAAGCUUUGAGGUCUGAGACCUCCUUAGGCCAGUGGACACUGGCCCUCCUGGCCCAGUCAGUAUUUCAUCACUUAUGUGUUCGAAUAACCACACAAGGUGUCAACUACUACUUUGGAAACAAGAAAUUCUUGUUACUUUUUACUGUAUUUGUGUUUUUUUGCAUUUACUAUAAUGAUAUGUAGUGUUUUUACUGACAAAAACACAUUUACUGCCAAGAUAAAUGGUUCCAGUAGUGAUUAAGAUCCAUAUUUACACAACAUGUUUAUAUUGCACUCAUGAGAGUCCUGCACCAUUAAUCACACCGCAACCGCAUAGUCAGCAUACAGUUCAACUGCAGUUGGCACUAGCAUUAUGGAUGAAAAAAAAGAACAGUGAAUUUUCCUAACAGUGUUCCUUAUAACAGAACAAUAAUUCGCAACAUCAACAUGUUAGUUCAAAGUUUUAUUGUUCGAUUUUUUCAACUCGCACGUGGGGUCACACAUUGUAUUGCAAGGUUAAUUUUUAAGAGGACUUGUGCUGUGUGGGUGUUGAUAAAAGCCAUGGUCUUUCUAUAAAUAAGUAGGCACUUCCUCCUGAUUUCCACACUCAUUCACUAUGCAGCAAAAACUACUGAGCCGGAUCACCUGUAUGCUAUUGCUGGUGCUGUGUGGUGCUCAUGCAGCUUCAGUUGUAGCAGCAAAAAGGUAUCUGACAUGCGAGGGACACUCCGCUCAUCUGUCCUGUGAUUAUGGGUACAUAAAAGUCCUCAGGGCUAAUUAUGGGCGUACGGACAAAACGACUUGCUCUGAAAAGAGACCACAUCAUCAGCUGUCAAAUGUUCACUGUUUUCAAGAGAGAUCUCUCAAAAUCAUGUCAGACAGAUGUAACGGACUGCAGAGCUGUGCUGUUCCAGUUGUAAACUCAGUCUUCUCUGAUCCCUGUGUUGGAAUUUAUAAAUACCUGGAUGUCUUUUAUUUUUGCCUUCCGUACAAGAGAAGUGUAAUCUGUGAAUAUCAGGAGGGUGUAAUAAGCUGUGCGAGUGGAGUGAUAUUCAUCCAUUAUGCCAACUACGGGCGGCGGGAUCGCACCACUUGUCCCCAUAAAUUAGCAACUACAUCUGACUGUUACUUCCCUCAGACCUCCAGCUUGCGCUCCAGAUGCAAUGGCAAAACAUCAUGUAAACUGAAGGCCUCCAAUGAUGUUUUCUCUGAUCCAUGCUAUGGCGUUCACAAGUACUUGGAGGUGACCUAUAGCUGUAGAUAUUUUGAAUGAAUGAGACCCUUUACAAUCAUGAAGAUAAUGUUGGAUCCUUUGCGAUGCUCAAAAGCCAAACUUGGUAACCACAUGAGGACUUGUGACUUACUAGGAGGAAAUAUGUUUUGUGUUUUCAAGUCAGCAGUUUACUUAGUUUUGUGUAUAUAUAUCUGAUUAUGAACAAAAAUAGCUUGUAAGAUAACUGAAGUUCAUUUCAAUAAAAGGGUUUAACUCUUUCAUUCCCUUGUUUAGGUCUGGGGCUGUAAAGCUAGCAGUUUAAGCUUCGUAAUUAACGUAUAUGUCUGAUUAUGAACAAACAUACUUUGUAAGAUUGUAAUUGGGAUGAUGAUAAAUAAAAGUGUUGAACUCUG